AUGGCUUCCAACUCUUUCUACACCAUGCGCCCAGUAAUUCCUCAGACGCGCUCCGACACAGCCUCCAGAGUGACAAUCAAGAACAUUCCAGUCGGCGUUACGGAGGCGCGGCUGAAAGCAAACCUAUCCAAGCACGGGGAUAUCAGAGUGCACAUGUUUGUUCCGGCGACAGAAUACGGCGCCGGUUGGGCGUGGGUAACCUGUGAGAAGCACGAUGAAGUGGAAAAAAUGCUGGCUUUCGCAGAAGAAAGGCGAGCGCAGGCUGCAGCAGCUCUCAGAGAGAACAUACAGAAGUCUGCAAACACCAAGGACGAUGAGGACGCAGCUUCCGCCGCCGCUGCUGAGACGUCUGCUGAUGAUGCAAAGUGCAGCGAGAGCUCUGGUGAACUCAGUGACGAGUGA
Molecule: messenger RNA, 402 nt
Organism: Cyclospora cayetanensis
Lineage: Eukaryota; Apicomplexa; Conoidasida; Eucoccidiorida; Eimeriidae
Exons: 2
Coding region: 1-402 (133 amino acids)
Molecular function (GO): nucleic acid binding
Source: RefSeq, a predicted model, not a curated record